AUGACCGCUCCUGCUCCGCCCAUAGGCGACAAGAACGCGCUCGAGACGCCGUAUAAGCGUCUCCCCGCGUGGAGUGGGAAGCUGAAGAACGUCAGGUACCGUCUGGCGCUCAUGGCAGUGCUAGCGGCGCUCCUCGCGGGGGUCAUUCUCAUGCUCUACAAUGGCAUUUUCUCGUCCUCGUCGUCCUCCUCCCAGUCAAACGACUCGUCGGCUGCCACUUCGGACAACGUGGUCGUCUACCUCGCCGCCUCUUUGACUGAACUCAUGAACGAUGAUCUAUCACCAGCUUUUACUGCCGCCACAGGCGUCACGCCGUCGUUCGUGGCCAAGGGGUCCGUCAAGCUGGCCAACCUCCUUGCUAAUGGCAGUCAGUCCGACCUUUUCAUCAGUGCUGACGCAUCGGUGAAUACCGCACUGCUCAUGGGAAACGGCAACAACAACUUGAUCUCGUGGUACAUUACAUUUGGUGCAACGUCCAUUGGUCUCGGCUAUUCCCGCGAGUCUCCGUACGCGGACGUGUUUGCAGCGGUGCAGAACGGAUCGCUGUUGUGGUACGAAGCCCUGCAGCAGAACCCAAACAUGAAGAUUGGUCGAACCGACCCGGAAGUUGGCCCCAAAGGCUAUCGUACUGUCAUGAUGCUUGAGUUGGCUGAGAAGUACUACAACACGACCGGUCUCGCGAUGGACAUUUUGGGCUCUGCGACGAAUCGAGACCAGAUCUUCUCAGAGGAACAACUGGCGACAUCAGUGAUGUCGGGGGAUCUUGAUGUUGGGUUUUUCUACGCCGUGGAAGUGGGCAGCUUGAGCAACGUGGAUUUCAUUGCGCUUCCAUCGGAGAUCAAUAUGGGCAGCCUAGCUCUAGACGACACGUAUGCAACUGUGUCGUACACGAACUCCGCAACAGGGACGGUCUACAACGGAUCGGCUACGGUCUACACCGUGACGAUUCUGAACAGUGCGCCGCGCUUGUCGGAGGCAGAAGCGUUCGUUACAUUCCUGCUGUCACCUGACGGACGGAGGAUUUUGACAAAGCAAGGAGUUGAAGCAACUGCAGUUGUUGCCUAUGGCAACACGUCUGCUAUCCCCGCUACAGUUGCAGCAUACUUGUAA
Molecule: messenger RNA, 1110 nt
Organism: Hyaloperonospora brassicae
Lineage: Eukaryota; Oomycota; Peronosporomycetes; Peronosporales; Peronosporaceae
Source: the annotation of a GenBank genome assembly